This is a messenger RNA of Drosophila ficusphila, 2169 nucleotides long. RefSeq lists its product as uncharacterized. The coding region runs from base 147 to 1295 and encodes 382 amino acids. Lineage: Eukaryota; Metazoa; Arthropoda; Insecta; Diptera; Drosophilidae. The transcript has 5 exons. The record is from RefSeq and is a predicted model, not a curated record.
UUCGCCACGCGGCGUUGACCAACACCAUGCCGAAUCUGGGCUAAGUCGCGACAAAAAAGAAAACAACAAAAAAAAAUCGGAAAAACAAGAAAAAUCCAAUCGCGAGUCUGGGGCGGCCGAAAGGGAAAUCCCGCUGAAGGAGCAGCAUGACCUCCAUACUGGACAUGAAGGCCGGUCCGCCCGACUACUGGGCGGAGGUCAGCAACUUCUUCCUGCCGCUGAAGUAUCUAAUCACCAACGACCGCUUCGAUUCGAUGGUUCGGGAUAUAGACCUCUACUACCUGAUAAACGGGGUCUUCUGGAUAUUUGUGUCGCUGUCCUGCGGCUACUACGCCUUCCAGCGGCUCUUCCAGUUCUUCCUCAAGUCGUCGAACAUGAAGCACUUUCAGCGGCGGCUGUUCGCGCGCGUGAUCUGGAACAUCGCUUUCUAUGCGGCCAGCUGCCUGUUCCUGCACUUCUACAACGAGUUCAUGAUCCUGCCGCAGCUGAUGAAGAACCAGGGACGCUACUCGCUGUUCUACUCCUCGGACAACCUGAUCUUCUAUCGGUCGUACCAGGCGGAGAAGUUCCAGUUCUACUCGAUCUUCAUCAUCACGUUCUACCUGCAUGGGGCGUGGCUGGACUUCAAGGACGCCGAUUUCCUGGAGGUGGGCUCCAAGGGACUCUACCUGCUGGCUCUCAUCGCCAUCGAUGUUUACAGGUACGAGAACUACUUUGUGGGCCUGAAUCUGACGGUGGGUCUGUACAGCAUACUCACCGAGGUGCUGGCCUUGUUGGUCCUGCCCAGCACCAAUGCGCAGCGGCUGAUCUACCAGUUUUUCCUUGGCCUGCGGAUCGUGGUGUGGGCACACGUGUUUGUCAACCUGCUGCCCUUCAAGUACUUCAUACCCACGCUCUUCGCCAAGAACUUCAAGCUGCCCUUGAACGUGGCCAUUUGGUUGUGGUACGGCCUCUCGAUUUGGAACUCCCCGGUGCUGCAGUACUUCUACCAUCAGAUUUACCACACCGCACCAUCGGAUUGUUCGGGCGAAGGAUCGGCAGCAAAGUGCAUCUUGGUCAAGGAUACCAGCGAGUUCCGCCACUACAAGACGCUGAAGAAGGCCUAUUUGGAGGUGAAGCUGGCCCACAUUAGAACCACGUCCAACUCGCUGCCCUCGGAAACCACGUCGGCCUCGGCCAAAACCUUCCAGGCCAUAAAAUGCGUCAUGAUGCUGAAGCGCAAGUUGAAGCGGAUUCGCGAGGGACGUGGCCACGAGCCGGAGGAUGACAACGAUGACCUGGCCACCGAUACCUAAUAAACUUGAGCAGCCAGGACCUCGCACACUCUUACACACGUAGACACACAUUUCCUUAAACCAAAAAAGACACAAGUUCUGCUUAGGCUAUAAAUUCACAAAGUUGAAACUACCUCCCACUGGCUAUAUGCUAUAUGCUAUAUGUAGCGCUCUCUCUCACAGUCAAGUUGAGGUUUAUGUUAGUUUGCUAAGUCGUGAUUAACGUACAGUGCACAUUGGCAACCUUAAAGAUCACAAGUUUGUUCAAAAUCUUAAGAUCAAAAUCAAAAAGCUAGCUAUGUGAAAUGAUACCAUUUUUCUUGUGGCUUUGAUCUUGUUUUUUUGAUAAGCCAAAAUUAAAUUCUAAAUUGUAGAUGCUAAAAUCAAAAUAUAAAUCAAAUAAUGAGGCUCAUUAGAUAACGUACUAGGAAUAUUUAAAAUAAUUUUAGAUCUUGAUAGGUGCCAAGUGCACUCUACGAAACGUAUUAUAAUAGAAAAAUUGUAACGCUGUUUUAACUAGUUAAUUAAUUAUUUAUUUAACCUCUAGAUAAAUUUUGAAUCUUAACCAAUCACGAUUUGGCAAACACGCAUUAACCAAGCGGCUGAAACCCCUUAACAAAAUACAAUAAAAUAUCGCCCGAAUUCGGCGCCAACGGAGAUCGCUUCGGCUGAUAUACAUAUAUAGUUACUAUAUCUCCCCAACUCUCUCUCUCUCUCUCUCCCUCGCACACGCGAACGCAGAUUCUCUAUCCUUUAGAUUUGUAAGUCGCCUUCAACUUAUUGUUGUUGUUUAUUCGCUGUGACUUAAUGACAUAUUGAAAUAUUGUAAUGUGUUUUUUUUUCGUUCUUUUUAAUUGAAAUAUACUAUAUAUGGGCUAAACGAGCGCAAUUGAAA